Messenger RNA from Paramecium octaurelia, 672 nucleotides. The record is from the annotation of a GenBank genome assembly. Lineage: Eukaryota; Ciliophora; Oligohymenophorea; Peniculida; Parameciidae.
AUGAUCACAAUUGUGCUUCAGUUCAUAUAAAUUGGACUCUUUGCAUUUGGUAAAUUCUUAUCGUCAAACAACAACACAAAUACUUUUUUCGCAUUAGCAGCUGCUUUUGCCAUAGAAAUAAUUGUAGCUGCUCCGACGACUGAUAAAACAAAAUGGAUUUGUUCAAAGUCAAUGUAAUCAAUUUGUAAAAAUGCAUUGUUGUUUUCAAUCAUCCUCCAACACAUUGAAGAUGAAUAUUUAUAUUGGGUUGUGUUGUCUGGGGGAAUCUUAAAAAUAACAAAGAAUUUCACAACAGUGUUAGCAAUAAAGAAAAUAGAUUAAAUCUUAAAAUAUAAUACAUUUGUUGGAAUUUAUGCACAAAUCUUUUCAUUCUACAAGAUCGUCCAAGUGUGUUCAUAUGUAAUAAUUAAAUCAAAAUAUUUAGUUGUUUUUGACUAGUUUAUUUUUAUAAUUGGAAUUGCAUACUAUAAUUUUAGGUGAUUAUUGGAAGAUCAACUCAUUAGUAGUAGUCAACUUUUGCUUCAUCCCAUUUGCAUUUUUGAUUGUAUUAAUUAUCAUAAUGAUCCAUAGAUUUUUAAUCUUUUUGAAUCGAUUGUGUAUAUUAAAUGGAGUUUGAAAGGUGAAUAAUAAAAAGUAUAAUAAAAAGAAUAAAAAAAGGAGAAAAAGAAGUGA